ACAUCCUACAACCAUUGUAAACACCCCCUAUUAUUGCAAAAUGGCUCAAAUGUUGGCUACUUUCAUACUCGUCUUUACACAAAAACGUAGAACACAGAGACGCAGCGCAAAUGGAUGAUAAUCUGCAGCAUUGCUGUUUUCUAAUUUCAGUGUCUGCAGAACAGUGGAGAAGCGCAACCACGUAAUAAACUACAUUUCCCACAAUGCAACAGUCCAUGUUGAGUAAGGGAGCCGCAAUGACAAUUACGUAUCAGAGAAAGUGGUCUGUUGCUCAAUAUAUUCACCGGGGCUAUCCAAACUAGCAACGGCGGAUGCUUUCUGUGAGUUUUAAGAGAAGACCGAUCUUGAAAUUGAGAAAACUGUUCAGUAGCAUGAUCUAAGAAAGAAACGUUGCAGUUGGCAGUUAGCAUCGUAUUGAGUUAACUCCAAAACAGUUAGCAUAGAGUCACUUUUGGCGAGUCAAGUCAUGUAUUGGGCUGCACUUGGCACGCGGGUGUGCGUAAGGGCAGUUUGGCUAGGAACCAAAGAAUUGUCUCGUGUAGGUUUUGCAUUACCUCUCACGGGUCGUCGUUUGUCCGUCAAGGCGAGUCUUCACAAUGACCUCGGCAAGCCAUUGAAGCAAUGGGAGUUUGAAGUUAGCCCUUUCAGCAAAGUUAACGUGAAGCUUCCAUGCGACUUGUCCGUGCGCCCAUUGGAUCCGCAUGCCUUCCCAGAAGCUGAUCGCGCAUUCAUAUCUGUGCAGGGUGUAAAUGUCAACAGUGACAUAAACUUGGAUGACUUCAAAGUACAGUAUUGUGCGGAAAGUGAAGAGCUACUUAUCCACGGCGAUGACAUGACCAGCAAUGUAACCGUGGAGCUGACGGCGCCAAUUAAAAGCGACAUUUAUGUCACAGCCACCGGCGAGGGAAGCGUCAGCAUCCAAAGGAUGGAAAGUGAUGUUUGCAAAGUCCAGACAGAAAAAGGAAACUGCACCUUGGCAUCAAUAAGGAGUCAUUGUGUGGAUGUCCAGGCCGCAGGAGGAAAUGUCACAGGUCUCGGCACCAUCCAUGGCAAUGUGACCAUCUGCGGAAAAGAAGGGAGUGAGGUGAACCUCAAGAAGAUCCAGGGGUCUUACAUGAUAGUCUCCACAGACCAAGGGCAGCUGAAGGUCAAAUCCAUCUACGCAGAGUCCUCCCAAGUGUCCUCCUCAGCAGGAGAAAUACAGCUAGGCCACAUCCAUGGUGAUGCCAUCGUAGAGACUGAUUCUGGAAAUGUGAAUGUAGAUACCUCAAAUGGUGCUCUGAACAUCAUGACUGUCAGUGGGAAUAUUGAUGCUUACGUUGGAGAGAAGGGCUCAGCCGAUCUUGUAACUGAAACUGGAUCUGUGUCAGUGCGGAUUCCGGCCUCUAUGAAGGCUGGGCUUCACCUGUCCGGUGUUGCGGUGAACAUCAGUCCCGAUGUCCCACUGCAAGAUGCUCAACAAGACACGACUGACAGAGGAACAACUGUUAUUGGUAAUCUGAAUGGGGAGUCGACUGGCGGGCCGCGGCUUCAAACCAGCGUUGGAGAGCAGCGGAUUACAGCCAGCGCUGGGAAAGGGACCAUCAGCCUGAGAGCACAGAGCUGGUUUGAGACUCUGAAGCUUGGGAUGUAAAUAUAUCAAAUAAGGAAACAUUGGGUGUAUUAUUAUUGUUAUUAUUAUUAUUAUUGUUGUUGUUAUUUAUUUAAAUGUAACUUCAGGCGUGAUCGCGAACUUGUAAUGCCACAUGUUGUUCUGUCAGAGUUAGAAUGCUCUGCCAAAGCCACUGAACGUUUCCCGUUUGCACGCACACCAAUUCUUUUGUUAUUUUUUUGCUAGUGACUUGUAAAAAUGUACCUGGCCAGAAUCAUAAUCUCCUUUUAUUUUAAAGGGUGUUAUUGUAAGAGUGUGUUGCCAAAAUGGUGCUAGAAGCUAGUAUCCAUUAGUGAUGUGCAUUUUCACUUCAGUCCGAAUCAUUUUGUCUUCAGUCCGAUUCAACAAUUCAUUGCAAUGCAUUACAUUUCUACUGAAAGCAAGGCACAUUUUUCAUCAGUCAUGAGGCAAUACAAGGCAAUAUAAUUUGAAGUUCAUUUGCUCCAGAAAUGCCCACAGAAGUAUUUGAAACUUGAAAUAAUGCAGCAAAAAAUAUGCUGCGUCGAUUAUGACAUUUGCCGAAUUGAUUAUUGAAUUGUCCUGCCCUGCAUUGCGCUGCAUUGCCAAAUCGAAUAUUGUUGACACCACUAGUAUCCAUGUAUGUAUGUCACUGGCCAAUGGGACCAUGUACUGUAGGGUCCUGUGCUGUAAAUGCGCCCGGACUUGAACAUUUUGCACUCAGUCUUACACCCACACUUGAAUAUGUGAAGGAAGAAUAUACACUGCAAUAUGUCAAUGUCGAUGCUGAUCUUCCUUGUGUACAGUGUAGUCUCUUAUGCAAGGCUUGUUUAGUUUUCAAUGGCUAAUGACCUAUAAGGAGGUAGUCUGGCUAUUGGCAAACUAUCACGAGCGAGAUAUAGUGUGGGGACUGAGUGGGGAUGAUGACGACUUGAUAAAAUUGCUGCAAAUAGCCUUUAUUUAUUACAAAACUAUAUUACAAUGUAUCCAUGCGGUCUAUGUAAGAGCGAACAAUACUUGUGUGUAUAUCAUUGUAGGAUUCCGAUCAGUAAGAUUGGCAAUUAUGCCAUAUUGAAAAUAUACACCAUCUCUCAAAAUAUGUCACUUGUUAAUGGAUAUAUUCAAAUAAAUGUUUUUUUAAGUA
Molecule: messenger RNA, 2753 nt
Organism: Engraulis encrasicolus (European anchovy)
Lineage: Eukaryota; Metazoa; Chordata; Actinopteri; Clupeiformes; Engraulidae
Gene: fam185a
Product: family with sequence similarity 185 member A
Exons: 8
Coding region: 467-1633 (388 amino acids)
Source: RefSeq, a predicted model, not a curated record